AUGAACUUCCUCCGCAAACUCUCCUGCUUCCACAAGCAGCACCCAAGCGAGAUCGCACACCCCUACCACAACACCCUCCCACCUCCCAAACCCAUCCUCGCACCCGCCAAGACUCCCUCCCGCUUCCCUACAAACACCACACCCUCGCCUUCGACUUCACACGACACACCAGAAAGUUCUCGAGCAACGCGGAUCGCAUCGCAAGCACCGCAGAUCCCGGCAGGUCUGUUCACGAAUCCGACUGUUCGAGUCGUGUCUGCAUCGCCAACUUCGGAACUGGAGGGAGAUGGGUCGGCGUCGCGGGAUAAGGACAUGCCGAAAAGUCCAUCGUCGUGGUUGACGACGGCGUCGGAGGAGUCGGCGGGACUAGGUGCGGAGAGGGUAGAGGAUGGACGGAAGCCGGGAGGCGAUCUGAGGACGUUGCCGUCGGUGAAAGUUACGAUGCAUGGUGAUCAGGGGAAGGAGUGGUAUCAUGCUCGUUGA
Molecule: messenger RNA, 483 nt
Organism: Fulvia fulva
Lineage: Eukaryota; Fungi; Ascomycota; Dothideomycetes; Mycosphaerellales; Mycosphaerellaceae
Exons: 1
Coding region: 1-483 (160 amino acids)
Source: RefSeq, a predicted model, not a curated record